Molecule: messenger RNA, 1056 nt
Organism: Melampsora larici-populina 98AG31
Lineage: Eukaryota; Fungi; Basidiomycota; Pucciniomycetes; Pucciniales; Melampsoraceae
Exons: 6
Coding region: 1-1056 (351 amino acids)
Cellular component (GO): membrane
Source: RefSeq, a predicted model, not a curated record
AUGAUUCCUGCAGUAUCACCACCACCAUCACAAAAUACCAUUCCACCACCAUCCGAUACAUCUGUUCUUCCAUCUACCACCCCUUCUAAUGUCAACUACGUAUAUCCUCCUCUACCACCAGUCGAUAAUACUAUCAAUGGUCAACGACGACCAUUAACGGGAUAUGUACCUCCAGCAGCUACGCCAGUACCUACGGAUACCAAGAGUCAACUAAAAACGAUUUCAAGUCAUAUCGAAAGUAUUAUUGAAUCGAUUUCGAAACCAUUGAAACCACAUUUACCACGCUUUGGGAGAUUCUUAUUGGUUUCUACUUUUUUUGAAGACGCACUUAGGAUCCUUAGUCAAUGGGAUGAUCAAUUAGAGUAUCUUGUGGAGGAACAAAAGUAUUCUAGAACUUUCGGAUUGAGUUUUUUGUCUUUCAAUAUUAUUGUCAUGGUUGUUUGUUCGAUUCUAGUGAUCAUCAAGAGAUGGUCAUGGGUUUCGUUUCCGGGAUUGAUUAGUGUUAUGAUAGGUCAAGGAAUCGUUUAUGAUUUAUUUACAGAUCUAACUUUUCUUUGUUUAAACACUUCAUUAUUAGGUGGUUUAUUACUAGGAUUAUCAGAUACAUUAGAAGUACCUAAUCAAGUUAGAUCUUUUGCUGGUUUACCAAUCGAUUCAUCUGAUCAUGAUGCUCAAUCUACUCAUCGUACUUAUUUACAAUUAAUGGGUCGGAUCCUUUUGAUCGGUUUCUUUGUCGGACAAAUGAUUUUGACGGGUCUUAGACUUUCGAAUGAGGUGACUCUUCUUACUAUUGGAAUUGCAGCUUUGGCUAUCAUGGCUUGUUUGUUGGUCGUCGUGGGCUUUAAGGCUAGAGGAUCGGCUCUUUUCUUGGUCUUGGUUUCGGCUACUAUUAAUGUGAUGAGUAAUAAUUGGUGGUCGAAACCUAAAGAUCAUCCUGAAAGAGACUUUCGAAAGUAUGAUUUCUUUCAAGUGCUUUCGAUUGUGGGCGGUUUGAUCUUGUUGAUCAAUCAAGGUCCAGGUGGGAUCUCAGUGGAUGAGAAAAGGAAAUUACUCUGA